Cydia amplana is the source of this 1193-nucleotide messenger RNA. Its product is annotated as protein toll-like. NCBI's taxonomy places the organism in Eukaryota, Metazoa, Arthropoda, Insecta, Lepidoptera, Tortricidae. Bases 39 to 1178 code for a protein of 379 amino acids. Gene Ontology annotation, biological process: toll-like receptor signaling pathway; innate immune response; inflammatory response. The record is from RefSeq and is a predicted model, not a curated record. Gene Ontology annotation, cellular component: plasma membrane. The transcript has 3 exons. Gene Ontology annotation, molecular function: transmembrane signaling receptor activity.
GUUCGUGCAAUAAUCGGCCGCGCGACAAUGCAACAGUAAUGUCCUGCUCCGGUGCUCUGCCGCGGGACCCACACUGGCCACUGGCGACUAAGGACUUCCCGUUGGCGCUGCACGUGGCACCCGGAACGCUGGCCGCCGUGCCUAACAUCACACUUGUGGAGUUGCAUGCACCCAACAACAACAUCACCAAGCUAGCCGACAAAGACAUGUCCGAUACCUUACGAGUGCUAGACGUGCGUAACAACAGCAUCUCGCGUAUCUCACUGAACGCGGCAAAGGUUCUUGCUCACAUUGAAAAUGUCACAGUGUAUCUCUCCGGAAACCCUCUUGCCUGCGAAUGCAAUGACGCAGCUGCCUUCAGUCAUCUGAACUUAGUGGGAGGCGGAGAUUGGAAACUAACACAAUGCAUCGACAUGAGUUUGGCCUCAGGAAAAACCGAACGUGAUCUGUGUCCUAGUCCACUACCGAUAGUAUUCGGCGUUGUCUUUCCAUUACUACUGAUAGCGGUCGCAUGUCUAACAGUUUACCUACUAUUGCCACGUGUUAAGCAAUUUAUGUUUAGAAACGAUCUAUGCGCUCAUUGGAUUCUUAGGGAGUGUGAUGAUACCGACGAUCCGGAAAAAACAGAUGAUGCGUUCCUUUCAUAUUCCUUUGUCGACUUAAAUCUACUUAAAGAACUAAAAAAUGGGUUAGAAAAACUCGGGUAUUCUACAAUAGAACAUCAAACUGAUUGGCAGCCAGGUGACGCUGUGUUAGAGCAGAUUGCGAGGUCGGUGCUAAAAGCCCGUCGUACACUUCUACUUUUGACGGAUAAUUUUGCUGGAUCUGAAUGGACUCCAGUGGAGUUUCGCAUUGCGCACCGUCAUGCAUUAAAGACUCGAACAAAGCGGGUGCUGAUCGUUCACUGCGGAUUACAGAAACCGAAAAAGUUGCCAUUGGAUUUACAAAUUUAUUUAGAGAACCACACUUACUUAGAAUGGGAUGACCCUAAAUUUUGGCACAAGCUGCGUCGGUUUAUGCCGCCGCCGAGUCAAGAUUAUGUGCACUUAAGACCCGAAGACUUAGCUCCGCCUUCGCCGUUGAUGCAACAAAAUUUUCCGCUUCUGGAGAAAAUUCCACAGAAGCCUCAACUGGCAGCACCGCUAAUUUCUACUAAUACCGUCCCCUCUGCCUGUUGAGCUUUAAACAAUUAA